CGCUACAACUCAACGAUACGGAGAGAACCGACCAGCCGAGGUCAUCCAACCAUGAAAAGACGGCCUGGCCACAUUCAGCGCACCCUGACCCUGCGCCAGGAUCAUUGUCCCCUCGAGCGCAAGGCAAGCAGCCCCAUCGGCCCCUCCUUCCGCACGAGUCGUUCGUGCUACUACAGGACAGCAUAAUACGCACCAUCCCUCCACCUUCCUCUGCGCCACCAUCCCGACCCACUUCUGGAAAGAAGACCGCUCCUCGACCGCGUGCAGGCGGCAAGGCCCAGCCAGCCGCUGCGCCGGAAAUCACCCCAGUCCCGGAUCCACCGAGCCCGUCACCCAUGUCCCAUCACCUGCAGUCCUCUCUCCGGCUCUUCAACCUUAUGUCGAGCCGGACGGACAUCGACCACCCGCUCUGCGCCGAAUGUACGCAUAUACUCCUGACCAACCUGGAGCGGCAGCUGGAGGAGACGAAGAAGGAGCGCGACGGCUAUCUGGCAUUCGAGAAGGAGGUGCGGAAGGAGAAGGAGAGGGAGAAGGAGCGAAUCGCGAAGGGUCUGGCGAUGGGGAAGGACGAGGCGGAGAGGAAGAUCGACAUGCUGAAGCAAGAGGAGUGGGUGGCUACGGAGCAGCUGAAGGAGGCGGAACGAGAGCGGGAGCAGCUUGAGGAGGAGCUAAGGGCCCUGGAGCUUGAGGAGAAGGCGUUGGAAGAGGAGGAAGCGGAUUUCUGGCGAGCACACAACGCCCAGCUCCUAGUGGCCUCGCAGCAAAGUUCGCAGUUGGCGGCGCUUCGCGCAGCAUACGCAGCGGACUCUGCGACGCUUGAGAAGCUGGAGCGGACGAAUGUCUAUAACGAUGCGUUCUGCAUUGGACACGACGGUGUCUUCGGCACAAUCAACGGUCUUAGGCUCGGACGGGUACCAGGAGUACCUGUAGAAUGGACCGAGAUCAACGCUGCAUGGGGCCAAACGUUGCUGUUGCUAUAUACUAUCUCACGCAAACUGGAGUUCACCUUCGAGCACUAUCGUUUAGUGCCGAUGGGCUCCUUCUCACGCAUAGAGCGGAUUAGCGGGGAUAAGGCCAGCUACGAGCUGUACGGUUCCGGAGACCUGCAUAUCGGCCGGUUGCUGCACAACCGCAGGUUCGACUUUGCGAUGGUGGCGUUUCUGGAGUGCCUGAAGCAGGUCACGGACUACGCCAAGGGACAAGAUCCGAAUCUUGACUUCCCACAUCAGAUUGUGAAGGACAAGAUUGGCGAAGCGAGCGUGAAGUUGCAAUUCAGUCAGGAAGAGCAAUGGACGCGUGCCCUGCGGCAUGUGCUUCUGGCGCUCAAGAUUCUCUUGAAGUGGACGACGAGCGGAAGCAAUGGGUGAGAACGCGCUACUUAUGGAUAGCUCCGUUCUGAGGUUAG
Messenger RNA from Punctularia strigosozonata HHB-11173 SS5, 1405 nucleotides. Its product is annotated as autophagy protein 6. The record is from RefSeq and is a predicted model, not a curated record. The coding region runs from base 336 to 1367 and encodes 343 amino acids. Gene Ontology annotation, biological process: autophagy; autophagosome assembly; cellular response to nitrogen starvation. The transcript is spliced from 5 exons. Gene Ontology annotation, cellular component: phagophore assembly site; phosphatidylinositol 3-kinase complex, class III, type II; phosphatidylinositol 3-kinase complex, class III, type I. Lineage: Eukaryota; Fungi; Basidiomycota; Agaricomycetes; Corticiales; Punctulariaceae.